AUGGAGUCAAAAGAGUAUUCGUCCUUAUUUGCUUUAGUUGAUAGUCAUCUCUCUAAAACUAGUUUGAAGGAAAAUGUGUCAAGUGAGAAUAGAAAAAGUGCGUUACCAAUUCCUUGCCCAAAAGGGUUUCACAAUGGAAGUGUUUCAGAAACUUUUUUGCUUUCUCCUGAUCAAAGACUACCUAUACCUUCUUUGAGUGUAAGUGAUAGUCCCAUAACUAGUGUAUUAGCAAAACAAGUUGCUAAUAUGUUAAAAGCGAAAGAAAAGAAAAAGCAAAAAGAAGAAGAAAAACAAAAAUUGGAGGAAGAAAUGAAGAAAAUGAAAUUAGAUGAUAAUGAAGAUUAUGUUAUUGACCUCAUGAAGGCAUUGCAAACUCCUUGCAUACCCAUUGCUUCCUCUCACUCAGAAGAGCUACGUAGUAAAAGCAGCUCAUUUGAGACUCUUUUUCAACUUAACUUCACUGACUUUGAUGAAGAAUCACAAGAAGAAAUAAAACCUGAGCCUUUAUUACCAUGUGUAACAGAUAUGUCGUUCAUAUUACAGCAAAAGAUUCCUAGAGGUAAAUGUUCUCCAUUUGGCAAAGUUUUGACAUCAAGAUUAAGGCCUGUAGCUGCACCAUAUCUUAAAGAAAAGGUUAAAACAGAUAUAGGGAUUUUCGAUUUCAGUACAAAGUCUCCUUGUGAUAUUAUAAAAGAAAAAUUGAGAAAACCAACAUCGUACAAUAUUUAG
Molecule: messenger RNA, 729 nt
Organism: Parnassius apollo (apollo)
Lineage: Eukaryota; Metazoa; Arthropoda; Insecta; Lepidoptera; Papilionidae
Source: the annotation of a GenBank genome assembly